This is a messenger RNA of Drosophila grimshawi, 2835 nucleotides long. It is a transcript of the gene Deaf1, whose product is annotated as deformed epidermal autoregulatory factor 1. Gene Ontology annotation, biological process: regulation of transcription by RNA polymerase II. The transcript is spliced from 4 exons. Gene Ontology annotation, molecular function: DNA binding; DNA-binding transcription factor activity, RNA polymerase II-specific. The record is from RefSeq and is a predicted model, not a curated record. Gene Ontology annotation, cellular component: nucleus. NCBI's taxonomy places the organism in Eukaryota, Metazoa, Arthropoda, Insecta, Diptera, Drosophilidae. Bases 356 to 2050 code for a protein of 564 amino acids.
GUUGUGUUUCUUAUAUCGCAGCGGAUAUCAACUUUUAAGAAAUGUAAAAAUGUAAAUUGCAACAUAUAAAAAUAAUUGUAAAUAGCCAAAGGCAACGUACGCAAUACAAAUUCUAUGUGAAUGGUGUGCGCGCAAACCGAAUGUAAGCGCUACAAUAGCUGAAACCAACAAACAACAACAACAAACAAACAAGCGAACGACAACAGACGUCCGUAGCCCACAAUUGCAAUUGCAACAAUUCGAUGAACAACUUUACAUUCAUAUUCAACAAUCAGCAAAUAGCAAAGGAAACCCAUAGAAGUAGUUGUCGAAGAAGAGGAAGUGCAUUUGCUGUGUCGCGUUGUUGUUGUGCAGAAUGGAACAGGAUUCCACAACGGAGCUGCAUCUGAGCAGAAUACGUGAAGUGAAAGAUUUGGCCGCAUUACCCGACGACGUGCGCGAUGUUGUGAAAGAAGAGGUCAUAUUAGAGAAUCACCAUCAUCAUCAGUUGGAUACGAAAGUUCGCAUGGUCACAUCCUCAUCAAACGACAACAGCGGCAGCGGUGGCGGCGGCGGCAGUGGCGGUGUUGUAUCAGUACCCGUUUCUCUGCCCAUCGGAUCAAUGAUAACUGGGACGGCAUUUAAUGUGAUUACGCCGGAUCAGUUACCGCACUAUAAACCGAUGCUGUGCGUCGACAACAAUUGCUAUCUGUCCAGCAGUACGGUCAGCAUGGGCGGCGACCUCAAAACGAUUGUCAUACAACAGCAACAGCAGCAGCAACAGCAGCAGACGAGCGUCAAUAGUGGCGCUGGUAAUACAAAUACCACCGCCACAAACACCAUUGGACUGAAUCACGAUGGCUCUGGUAGCAAUAAUAGCCAUGACAGCAUCGGUACGCUCGAGCAUGCUGCUGGCGGCGGUGGCGGUGCUGGGAACACAACCGGCUCAACGGGCUGGGCGGAAACGACAUCGAAUACACCGCACUUGGAGGUGUUCCAGAUCCGUUGUAAAACCACCUGCGCCGAACUCUAUCGCAGCAAACUGGGCUCCGGCGGCCGAGGGCGUUGUGUCAAAUACAAAGACAAAUGGCAUACGCCCAGCGAAUUUGAGCAUGUGUGCGGCCGUGGCUCCAGCAAGGACUGGAAACGCUCCAUCAAAUAUGGUGGCAAAUCUCUACAGUCGCUCAUCGACGAGGGCACGCUAACACCGCACGCGACCAACUGCAGUUGCACAGUCUGCUGUGACGACGAAGCAGGUGAGUCAGCAUCGGGCCCUGUGCGUUUAUUCACGCCGUAUAAGCGACGAAAGCGAAAUCAAACUGAUCUCGAUGUGGAACCUGGGCCCAAACGCAAACGCAAUACGCAUAGCAACAAUAAUAAUAACAAUAAUAGCAACACCAACAAUAACAACAACACAAGUGGCAGCAGCAUCAACAAUAACAACAACGUGGACCCAACGCAAGCAACCGCCACCAGUGUGGUGGAUGAUAACAAUAUGUUUUUAACCGAAGACAACAUAACGUCCAAGGAUGAACCAUGGGCGGCGCUCAAUGACAGUUUAGAUACCUCCACCGAGCUGGUUGACCAAACGCAAAUGGGCAAUCCGUAUGAGCGCGAAACGUUUGUGGUGAACAUAAACGAUGCGGGCUCCAUUGCCGUACUGGACGGCAGUCAAUCGAUGAAGAACAUCGAGCAUGUCUAUUGCACCAUGGUCAAGGCAACCAACGAUUUCAAACGCCUGCUCAACGACAUGAAGCAAAACUACGAGCGACGCAUCGAAGUGCUGCAAAAGGAGCGCGACGCAGCGGUCAGUGCGAUGCGUGUCCAGGUCCACACAGACAUGGAUGAUCCCAAUAUAUCGGGCUCAUUACAUGGCAACGAGAUCAUAUCUGCAAAGAAAUGCGCCAACUGCAAUCGGGAGGCGUUGGCUGAGUGCUCGCUGUGUCGAAAGACGCCGUAUUGCUCGGAGUUUUGUCAGCGUAAGGAUUGGAAUGCUCAUCAGGUGGAGUGCGCAAGGAAUCCACAACCGUCAACGCAACAGGUCAUGUUAUUGAUCGAUGAUCAGUCCUAAGCAACGUAACGAAUUGUACAUACAAAUUUUACUACUAAUUAAUAUAUGAUUGUGCAAGGCCCCACACCACCUUCCCCUCCCCACAUACCAUCUCCCAACAAGCCCAGAUCCCACUCUCCAAUUAUCCCUACCAUGCCUUCCCAUUAGAUUUAUGUCCUAUAAUAAUGUAAUUCUUAAACGUACGUAUAACUAUAUAAAUAUGUGUAUAUAUAUUUAUAUAUACAUUUUACUAUCGACCGUAGAAAACAAAAAAUCCAAAAACAAACAAAAAUAAUCAGAAGGAAACAUUUGUAGUAAGCGCAAAUCAAAGCAGAAGCGUCAAAAAAAAAUUGAAUGUCUUCUUGGCAUAGCGUAAAUGAAGAAGUUUAGCUACGAUUUGAGAUAAUGCAACAAAAUCUGAAAAAAAUUUAACUUGUAAUUCAAUUUAAAUUAAAUUUAUAAAUAGUUGCAAAGCGCAUAGCAAAACUAACAAGGUCCCCAACCCGGAAGAACUCCCCCUCUCAUUUUCUGCUUGACAACUUUUUGCAUAAAAACAAAAGUAAAAGUAAAUAAUAAAAACAUAAAGAAAAAUAAAAGAAACAAAAAAAAUAUAAGAAAAUUACAACCAAAAUCGAGAGAUAAGCAGAAAUACAAUACAUAUUCGUCUAUGUAUACAUUUUUCAUUAGACACUAAGCACAUAGUUAAACUUUUAACAUUUUACGAUUAUAAUUUUAUGGAUCUACUGCCCGUCGUUACAAGCAUCCAAUAAAGAUUUCAAAACAACAAAAAAAAAACAAAACAAAAA